ACAUUGCAAUAAAUUAAUUUUAGCCAGCGCUCCGCAGCCCAGCACUUUUCAUUUACGUUGCUCUAGGGAAAUUAAUUUCAGUAUCUACUCGAGAGAUGUGAUUUUCUGUACCAUUAUGUAGACCUUGUUUCAAGAAUAAUAGCCCCACUCGUUUCGAAUGCAACACAUAACUGCGUCAGCCUACCAAUGAAAGUUCGAGAUUUUCAUUAAACUGAAAGUCUAUGCAUCGGUUUCGACUGAUAAUAAUCGCUCAUUAUUCGGACAGAAUUGUGUUUUCUCUUCAUAUAAAUCCAUAUAAUAAAAGAUUCAUUCUCACAUUAGUAUUGAAUCAAGUAGACAGGACAUACGGUAAUCAUAUUGAUGACUGAAUGAUUGCUUGAUUUAUUGAUUGCUCGAUAGAUUGACUUCUCCACUGUAACAAAGUUCACGACUGUGUUUACGGCUUACCACAGUGGACCAUUCGUGGUUACUCACUUGUAUUAAAUUUAGAUCUAUUUUUCAUUUUCUAUAUUGACAUCCACCAACCAUAGAUAAAACCAUUUACUUUGCGAAUGAUCGCGCGAUAUGUUGAGGCAAGUGCAAUUAGUAAUGUACCCGUGGUCUCCGUGCAUACGUCGAUUUGGGCCUCGUUUUACGUUUGUUAGUCAAGUGUUUAUAUGAUUCGCCGUUCUCGAUUCACGAGUUAGUUGGAAGUCGCUCUUGUAUCUAUCUAUCGUGAGUAAACGGAACAAUGUUGUGCCUAGGUUUAUUGUUGACUCUCUUAGCCGUGACGGAAGCGCAGAAGGCACAGUGUAUAUUACCCGGGAAUAACGAAAAUGAACUUAGACUGCUGUUCAUGACAACUUACAACGACGUGUACCCUUACAAGACACCUUUCAAGGCAAGUCUCAUACGGCCUAGCGCAGAUAUAGCGUGGGAACUAGUGGACAGGCGUGGUUUGCUAUCAGGUUUGUCGAGGAACAUAACAUGGAAAGACACACAGUGUCAUCACGUCCAGCCGAUGAUAGACACUGUGGAAUUUCAUGAACAGGGGGGUAACGCUAUGUUUGGACCCUGUUGUGAGUAUAGUGCCGCACCUGCCAUUCGACUUGCUGGUCGUUGGGACAUACCGGUGAUCACCGUUGGAGCUCUAGCACCGGAUUUCGAUGACAAACAAACGGAAUAUAAAAUGUUAACCCGUGUAGAGUCACCUUACACGAGGAUGGGGGAAUCACUGAACGCGUUUUUUAAACUAUACGACUGGAAACAUAUCGGGUUGAUCAUUGCCAACGACGAGAAAACUAAUAACCCUGAUAUAAUAUCUCGUAACUUUUACUUUGCGUGUGGCGGUGUCCAGAAAGGGCUCAACAAAACUGGUAAAAACUAUGAGUGGAUUUUUAAAUUGAUCGAUAAUCAAGACGACGUUUAUAAAGAUGCAUACGCACGAGAGGUGUUAAGCUAUAUAUCUACCAGAUCUAGGGGUAAGCAUUAUUUGAGGAUUUAUUAAAGAUGCAUAAAUAACUAAUAGGCCCAGUAAAAGUUCUCAAUGUCAUCUAAUAAGUUCUUUAUCUGAAGCAAUAUGCCUACCAAAAAGUUAUGCCACAGAUAGUCGAUAUAUGGAGGGAUUUGAAAACUGUAAAGAUUACUGUACUGUUUAUCUGAAUUACCGAUAGGUAGGCCUAUGUGACGAUAGAUAGGUGCGAACGAGGCCCGUGAACACGCACGUACACGUAGGUUAAAUGCGUUGCACGCAAUAUACUGUAAUGAUAUCAAUUAAGGCCUACUCGUAGCAUAAAUGUGCACGCCAAUUUAAACGCAUUCAGGACCAAAAGUGUCCCCUUCAUACGGGUAUCUCUCCGGGGUUGAUCGAAGAGUUACCCUAUAAUUUAUUUUCACAUCCGCCGAAAAGAUGUGACCUUUAGUAUUGUCUCCUUAAAAGGGGUGGUCCUCAGGAGAGGUUCAAGGGACAGAUCCGAUUAUGUGAUUUUCUAGCACUUUAGUACAUCUGUUGUGCGC
Messenger RNA from Anneissia japonica, 1995 nucleotides. RefSeq names its product atrial natriuretic peptide receptor 3-like. Gene Ontology annotation, molecular function: signaling receptor activity; peptide hormone binding. The coding region runs from base 731 to 1486 and encodes 251 amino acids. NCBI's taxonomy places the organism in Eukaryota, Metazoa, Echinodermata, Crinoidea, Comatulida, Comatulidae. The transcript has a single exon. The record is from RefSeq and is a predicted model, not a curated record.